Gymnodraco acuticeps is the source of this 3723-nucleotide messenger RNA. RefSeq names its product transforming growth factor, beta receptor associated protein 1 (gene tgfbrap1). The coding region runs from base 303 to 2933 and encodes 876 amino acids. Gene Ontology annotation, biological process: autophagy; intracellular protein transport; endosomal vesicle fusion. The transcript is spliced from 13 exons. The record is from RefSeq and is a predicted model, not a curated record. Gene Ontology annotation, cellular component: membrane; cytoplasm. NCBI's taxonomy places the organism in Eukaryota, Metazoa, Chordata, Actinopteri, Perciformes, Bathydraconidae.
CCUUGAAAUAUUGGCUUGGAAGCCAGUAUCCUCGAGAUUGAGAAACGGCCAGCAUCACCUGCAGCCAGCAGGACUUUCAGUGCAAAUGGGCGGUGUUUUACAGUGGACAAGGAAGACCUGAACGCUCCCAAUUCAAGCUGUAUUUUAUGUUUGUCGCUGCGGUGCCGAACAGAGCACCAUGGCAGUAAUGUCUGACUGUACAUUUAUGUCGGGGCGGCUGUUUGUGGAGUGGUGAGCCUGUUGGUGUUGAUCCGGCCUGCCGUCCUGAGCGCUGUCUGUAGCGUGUAGAUGCCGUGACUGAGAUGAGUGUGAAGGCGUUUGAGCUUGUCCCCGCUGUGGAGAGAGAUCUCCUCAUGGGGGACAAGGCUCGCAUCAACAUCGAGUGCAUCGAAUGCUGUGGAAAGCACUUGUACAUGGGCACCAACGACUGCUUCAUCCACCACUUCCUGCUGGACGAGGUCACUUCCUCCAAAGGGAAACUGACCUACUCGGCGCAGAAGCUGCUGCACAAAUAUCUAGGCCUCAAGAAACCCGUUGCUGAGCUGCGUGCAGCCUCCGCCUUGGAGCGUCUGAUUGUGCUCUGCGAUGGGAUUGUGUUCCUAGUCGACAUGGUGACACUGGAGACCGUGCCGUCGGCAGCUGGAGGCGGAGCCAAGAUCAGAGGAGUGACAGCGUUCUGCGUUAACGAGAACCCGGUGAACGGGGAUCCAUUCUGUGUGGAAAUGGGUGUGAUCUCCUCCAAGAAACGGACGGUGCAGAUUUACAUGGUGUAUGAGGACAGAGUGCAGCUGGUCAAAGAGGUGACCACCCCUGAGCAGCCCUGUGCUGUCAGUGUGGACGGUUACUUCCUGUGCCUGGCCCUCGCUACACAGUACAUGAUUCUGAACUACAACACAGGAGCCUCCCAAGACCUCUUCCCUUACAACAGCGAGGACAGGAGACCCAUUGUGAAGAGGAUCGGAAGGGAGGAGUUCCUCUUAGCAGCACCAGGUGGUCUGGGGAUGUUUGCCAAUGCAGAAGGAGUAUCUCAGCGAGCUCCAGUCAACUGGUCGGAGAGCGUGAUUGGUGCUGCCGUGAGUUUCCCCUACGUGGUGGCUUUGGAUGAAAGCUUCAUCACAAUCCACAGCAUGCUGGACCAACAACUAAAACAAACCCUUUCCUUCAGGGAUGGACACAUUCUGCAAGACUUUGAAGGAAAGGUCAUUCUGGCGUCCACUAAGGCCGUGUACGUGCUUGUCCCGCUGCCUCUUGAGAGACAGAUCCAGGACCUACUGGCCAGUCACAGAGUGGAGGAGGCGCUCAUCCUCACAGAAGGAGCACAGCAAAAUAUCCCCAAAGACAAGUUCCAGAUUUUGCACAAAAGGAUCCUCCAGCAGGCGGGGUUCAUACAGUUUGGCCAGCUUCAGUUUCUGGAAGCAAAGGAACACUUCAGGAAGGGUCAGCUGGACGUUCGGGAGCUGAUCUCUCUCUACCCUCUGCUGCUGCCAGCUUCCUCUUCCUUCACACGCUGCCACCCUCCUCUUCACGAGUUUGCAGACCUGAACCACCUGGCGCAGGGCGACCAGGAGAAAGUGCUGCGAUGCAAGAAAUUCCUCAUCAGUUAUUUGGGAGAGGUACGAAGCACAGAGGUGGCCAAUGGCUGCAGAGAGGACGUGGACACGGCUCUGCUGAAGCUGUAUGCUGAACAGGACCACGACAGCCUCCUCGACCUGCUAGCUUCAGACAACGCCUGCCUGCUAGCAGACAGCGUCCCGUGGCUGGAGAAAUAUCACAAAUAUUUUGCACUUGGGCUUCUCUAUCAUUACAAUAGUCAGGAUUCUGCAGCACUUCAGCUGUGGAUCCGCGUUGUAGACGGGGAUCUGCAGGACUCCACCAGGUCCGGCCUCUAUGAGUACAUCGUGGACUUCCUCUGCUCCUGCUCCAACCCGGACCUCGUGUGGAAGCAUGCAGACUGGGCCUUGGCUAAAGAUCCCACGAUAGGUGUCCACAUCUUCACUAAGAGGCCAGUCAGUAAGGAUGUGACGGAGCUGAACCCUGAGGAGGCCAUCACAUAUCUGGGGAAGCACAGCCAGGCGCUGCUUCUCUUCCUGGAACACCUGGUGCUGGAGAGAAAGAUAAAGAAAGAGAAGUUCCACACUCACCUGGCCGUGUUGUACCUGGAGAGAGUUCUGUCGCUGCUGUCGGAGGCGCCAGCAGAUGAAGAGCGCCUCAACAGAGCGAGAGAGCGGCUCCAGGCUCUGCUCAGGGAGUCCAACCUUUACCGGGCACAGUUCCUUCUAGGUAAGAUGGAGAACUGUGAACAGCUGCUGCUGGAGCGUGCAACACUACAUGGUAAGCUGGAGGAGAAUGACAAAGCUCUGCACAUAUUGGUGCACAAGCUCAAAGACUUCUCGUCCGCUGAGGCCUUCUGCGUCUGGGCCUCUUCUUGUCGGGAUUCUGCAUACCAACAUCAGCUCUUUCACCUGCUCCUGGAGGUGUAUCUAGACCGGAGCCUUCCUGGAAAGUCCCAGGCAGCAGCAGCAGGGGGUGGAGAGCUGGAGAUGGCGGCAGUGGAUCUCCUGAAUCGCCAUGGCGAGGUGUUCGAUGCAGUCCGUGUGCUGCGCAUGCUCCCUGAGGGCUGGUCCCUGCAGCUGCUGCGGCCCUUCCUGGGCCGAGCCGUCAGGGCCAGCAUGCACGCCGGCCGCACCGCGCAGAUCGCCGUGGGGCUCGCCCAGUCCGAAAACCUCCAACUGCUCCACGACAGGUUGAAAGACCGGAAGAAACCGAUCUUUGUGUCUGAGAAGAAAGGAUGCCACCUGUGCCACAACACCUUCAGCGAGCCCGACGUGGUGUGUCUGCCAGGUGGAGCGCCUGUCCACACACACUGUGUCGCCCAGAGAGUAAGAGACUCUCCCACUAAGAGACAGUUAACUAAUAGCAGUAACCACACGUGAGACUUGACCCUGUAAGCUACCAUGUGACUGAUCGGAGGCACUAAAGCAGGACGUACUGAGGACUGUGGGGGAUAACAAAAGCACAGAACAUGAUGAGAAACACAAACAAAGCUGUGUGUGAGAGUGCAAGGGAGAAACCUAUGAUUUCUUCUAUUUAUAUAUCCCGUGCUGCAAUUGUACCAAACUGUCUGAAGUAGGAACAACAGCAGUCCGGCUGCCCAAUAAUCCAUUUCUUAAAGAGGGGCCUCCGUGCUUAUCCGUAGACUUCAGGGCGGUCCCGGUGAACUACAGAACACACAAUAUUUGAAACCUGUUCCAAAUAUUUCUGAAGCAUGCAUAUUAUUACCACUCUUACAGUUGUGGUCUAAUCCCCUCAUGGGUAUUGUAUUAAUAUUGUCCUAACUUGCACAUUGCAUUGUUUUAAUGUCAAAUACUACAACCUUCAGUGCUGAUGCAAAGAGUCUCUGGCUGUCUUCUACUCUCUGUGAUCUGGUCUCCCUGCUGCUUUAUUUCCCCCUGGAUGUUGGACUCGCAGUGUUUCAGUUCAACAGUUUGAUCCGGGGACUUUUGGUUUUCAACCUUGUGUCGUGUGUGGAGCAACAACAGUGAAAUCAUCACUCAAACUGCUUCAAGGACCCUCAGAACAGCCCGCUUAUGCCAACCAAAACAUCUUUACCAAUAAUAUGUCAGUAGGUUGGAAACAUAUCAUCUAAUCAUGUGAAAUCAAGCUUCAUACAUUUUGUCUAUUUUUAAGUUACAAAUGAAAUAAAUCAAGAGGGAUAUUAAUGAA